Molecule: messenger RNA, 11062 nt
Organism: Gymnodraco acuticeps
Lineage: Eukaryota; Metazoa; Chordata; Actinopteri; Perciformes; Bathydraconidae
Gene: frem2b
Product: FRAS1 related extracellular matrix 2b
Biological process (GO): cell communication
Cellular component (GO): membrane
Source: RefSeq, a predicted model, not a curated record
AUGGCUUGGAUUAUUUUCCCGCAUCUGCACGGGACUGGCGCUGCUUUUGUUCUGCUUGCGGUGAUUCUGACAGGUGAUGCAGUUUCGCAGGUUUUUGACAGCUAUGGAUUAUCAUACGCCUUGAGGUCUGAGCUGUCAGAGGACACGAUAUUGGUUGCCAAUAAUGGGAUCCGCGUGCCUUUCGGGAGAUCAGUUUUCAUUGAUCCCAUCAACGAUUUGGUUAUACAAGUUCAGCCAGGCGAUAGAUGCAGCAUAACGGUUCUGGACAAUGAUCCCUUGUCUCAAAGGCCUGGACACCUGUCUCCGAAAAAGUUUCCGUGUGAAUUUGGCCCCAACGACGUGAAGUAUUCUCACUUUGGCUCCAGGAGUCCUCCGGGGGAUAGAGUGAGAUUACAACUCAGGUAUGACACCCAAACGGAUACGAUUAUAAUACCUUUUAUGAUGGAGGUGGAAGUCAUUUUCACACAGCUGGAAGUGCUUACCAAAAACAUGCCACUUACUGUCGAGAAACUGCUUGGCACGAGUAACCCCAUCGAUAGAAGAAUUUUAGAAUUCACCUAUGAUAAAAGUACAGCACAAUGCAAAAUAGGCUCUCUCUUCAGUGGCAGCGUGCUCCCCAGGUACGGGAAACUUGUGGAUGAGGACAGCCUUGGAACAAUGUUGGACUGUGAUGAAUUUAUUCAAAUGAACAUCCGUUAUCAGCAUACUUUUGCUUUGAAGUCACCAAACAGAGAUUACAUUCCAAUGCUUGUGGAGUUACAUGAUAAGGAAGGCAAUUUGCUAAAGCAGGAAUUGUUCCAAAUUUUGGUAAGGAUUAAAGAGGGAGAGGAUAACAGUGCUCCUAAACCCAGCUUUGUUGCAAUGAUGAUGAUGGAAGUAGACCAAUUUGUAAUGACAGCAAUAACUAUGGAUAUGCUGGCUGCAGAGGAUGUAGAGUCUAAUUCUGAUGAAUUAAUUUUUAACAUCACUUCCACCCUGUCCUUUGAGGAAGGCUACAUAGUGAGCACUGAUGAUAGGAAUUUACCAAUAACCUCAUUUUACCAAGGAGACCUCAAAGACUUGAAAAUUGCCUAUAAACCCCCUGCUGUGGAUUCAGACACUGAGCGGAUUUUCCAGAUUGAGUUUGAGGUUGUGGACACAGAGGGGGCUGUGUCAGACCCUUUUGCUUUCAUGAUUGUUGUUAAGCCUAUGAACACGUUGGCCCCUGUGGUGACUAGGAAUACUGGCCAGUUACUGUAUGAGGGUCAAUCCAGGCCUCUGUCCAGUUCACAGAGUCUACAAAUCAGUGAUGAGGACGGUUUGGACAAAGUCAAAAUCACUGUUAUUGAUGGGCUGAGGCAUGGAGAAUUGAGUGUUCUUGGCUUGAGGAGGAAAUUCUUCACCCCGGCUGACCUCGAUGCUGGAUUGGUCAUUUAUCAACAUGAUGGCAGUGACACAUACAGUGAUAAUAUAAUUUUCAGAAUGACAGAUGGCAAAAAUGAGGUUGAGUUUCUGUUUCCCAUCACUGUCGUGCCAACUGAUGACGAGCCUCCCAUAAUCAAUGCCAACACUGGGUUGGUUUUAUUUAAAAACCAAAUGAUGCCAAUCUCCUCACUCAUGCUCAGUGCAGCAGACAUUGACUCAGAAGAUUCUUCAAUAAAAUUCACAAUAGAGCCUCCCUUUUCCACAAUUGGACAGGUGAUGCUGCGUCAGUCUGAGGCCCCAGAGGACCCAUCAGACUGGAAGUUUAAUACAGAGGAUGAAUUGUAUGAGAAAGUAAUAAGUGAAUGGCUGCAGCAGGAUAUUACCGAUGGAAAACUGUUUUACAAGCACAUUGGGCCUCACAGUGCUAGCACAGUUAUGGAUCAGUUUGUGUUUAGAGUUCAAGAUGACAAUGACCCACCAAACCAAUCUGGAGACAGCUCAUUUAUUAUCAAAAUUCUCCCCGUUGACGACGUCGCACCUGAACUGUACCCCGGCACAACUCUGCAAAUGACUGUGCACGAGUAUCAGCUUACUUACUUAAGAAAGAAAUUCCUCCGUUACACUGACCUGGACUCAGAGGAUCGGGAUCUCAGAUACACAGUCAUCCAGCCACCGACGGAUACUGAUGAGAAUAGUCCUGUUGUAUUGGGAACUUUGGUAUUAACGGAAAAUCCGAACACUGUAGUCACAAUUUUCACUCAGGCACAAAUUAACCACCAUAUAGCUUACAAACCGCCUGAUUUAGAGCUUGGAAUCACCAGUCAUGUUUUGCAGUUUCAGUAUACUGUGGAGGAUGUUUCUGGAAAUGUUGUAGAAGACGUUUUCACUAUAUUUUUAAAGCCUGUAGACAACAAUCCCCCUCAAAUAACCAACUCUGGAUUUACUGUGCUUGAACGCGGCACACAUAUCAUUACUAGUGCUGAGCUGGACACCUCAGACACAGACACAGACAGCAAACAGAUAUCUUUCACUAUUACUCAGCCUCCAUUGCAUGGCCAGAUUCAGUUCACAUUCACUGACAUGACAAAAGGGGACACUUUCAGCAUAGAGGAUAUUGGAAAUGACAGGAUUUCAUACAUCCAUAAUGGAGAUGAAUCAACAGUUGAUUCAAUACAAAUAGAUGUCAGUGAUGGUGUCCACAUUGUCCCAAUUACUAUAAGGAUUAUUGUGAAGCCGAUUGAUGAUGAAACUCCAACUAUCAAUCUCCCAGCUGGCACACUUGGUUCUUACAUAGAUGUACUGGAAAAUGGAGCAACGGAAAUCACAAGUAAUGUAAUUCAGGGAAGAGAUGAGGACACGGAUGACCUCCGCUUGACCUUCAUUGUGGAAGACCCACCAUCAUUAGGUGAAAUUCUGGUGAAAGGUGUACCCUCUAGCACAUUCACCCAAUCUGAUAUUAUUAACGGCUUUGUGGUCUAUGCUCAUACCAGUGGGGAGAUAGGCUUGACCACAAGGGAGGACAUUUUUAAUCUCACUUUGACAGACAUGUCUGAUGAGUGGACUGUAGGAGGAAAUAAGAUCACCGGUGUCAGAGUGCAUGUAACUAUUCUUCCCCUGGACAGCCAAGCUCCAGAGGUCUUUGUGGGGCCAAUUUUCACUGUUGUUGAGGGAGAGAAGAAUGUAAUUCAAGUUGUUCAUAUAAGUGCUGAUGAUGCAGACACCUCCAACGAUGACCUCCUUUGUACAAUCAUUGUACAGACGACUUCAGGAUAUGUGGAAAAUAUCUCCCCUUCCCCAGGUUCAGAGAAAUCCAGGUCUGGGACUGCAAUCAGUGCUUUCACCAUCAAGGACAUCAGACAGAAUCACAUUUACUAUGUUCAAAGCAUUCACAAAGGAGUUGAGCCAGUGGAGGACAGGUUUACGUUCAGAUGCUCUGAUGGCAUCAAUUUCUCUGAAAGGCACUUUUUCCCCAUCUCAAUAAUCCCCUCUAAUGAUGAAAAGCCCGAGAUUUACAUGAGAGAGUUUGUAGUUAUGGAGGGCAUGAACAUAGUCAUUGACACUCCCAUUCUGAAUGGUGCUGAUGCAGAUCUUCCUUUGGAUCAGUUAACAUUCAUCAUUACCAAAACCCCCAAGCACGGAUUUAUCCUCAAUCAGCUCACUACUGGAACCAUCCCUGUCUCUAACUUCACCUUGGAUCAGAUCAGGGAGGCCUCUAGCAUUGUGUAUGAGCACGAUGACUCAGAGAGCACAGAGGACAGCUUUGAUAUUGUGCUCACAGACGGAAAGUUCAGUGUAGAGAAAACUAUAAUAGUUAUGAUUAUCCCUGUGGACGACGAGACCCCGAGGAUGGCAAUAAAUGAUGGCCUUGAAAUUGAGAUAGGGGAUGUGAGAGUCAUAAACAGCAAUGUUUUAAAAGCUACCGAUCUGGACUCAGAGGAUGACAUGCUAACUUAUAUUAUUCGCUAUGGGCCUGGCCAGGGAUAUUUACAGAUGGCAACACCUUUUGGCACAUUGCAAAAUAUCACAGUUGGAAUGAACUUUACACAGAAUGAAAUUGAUCAGGGUUUAAUUGUAUACAUCCAUAAUGGGCAAGAGGGGAUUCGAGACCUCAUCAAAUUUGAUGUGACGGAUGGCAUCAACCCUUUGAUUGACAGAUACUUUUAUGUCACAGUGGGUGGCAUUGACAUGGUUUUCCCAGAUGUUAUCAGUAAAGGUGUAUCCCUUAAAGAGGGUGGGAGGGUUUCUCUGACAACAGACCUGCUUAGUACCAGUGACCUCAACAGCCCAGAUGAACACUUGGUUUUUACAAUCACCCGAGCUCCCAUGAGAGGACACCUUGAGUGCACAGACACACCUGGGAUGCCCAUCUCAUCCUUUACACAGCUCCAGCUGGCUGGCAACAAAGUCUACUACAUCCAUACCUCUGACGAUGAAGUGAAGAUGGAUAGCUUUGAAUUUGAAGUGACUGAUGGCUAUAACCCUGUGUUCCGCACUUUUCGCAUCUCCAUCACUGAUGUGGACAACAAAAAGCCUGUGGUGACAAUACACGGCCUGGUGGUAACUGAGGGGGAGAACAAACUUAUCACGCCUUUUGAGCUUACAGUGGAGGACAGAGACACCUUUGACCACUUGUUGAAGUUCACAGUCACUCAAAUCCCAGUUCAUGGUCGCCUGCUCUUUAACAACACCCGGCCUGUCACCUCUUUCACAAAGCAGGACCUGAAUGAGAACAGGAUCAGCUACAAGCAUGAUGGCACAGAGAGUGCAGAGGAUAGUUUCUCCUUUACUGUAACUGAUGGCACCCAUACAGACUUCUUCAUCUUCCCCGACACAGUUUUUGAGACUCGAAAGCCCCAAAUGAUGAAGAUAACAGUCCUCCCCGUGGAUAAUGGAGUACCGCAGAUUGUGGUGAACAAGGGUGCCCCAACAUUGCGGGUUCUGGAGACUGGUCACCUGGGGUUUGUGAUCACCAGUAAGACCCUUAGAGCAGAGGACAGAGGCAGCAUCCAAAAAUCUGUGACCUUUAGGAUUACUAUCGCCCCAGAACACGGCUACCUGAUCAACCUUGGCAAGGGAAAUGCCACUAUCUCCAUCUUCUCGCAAGCUGAAAUUAACGACAUGAACAUAUGCUAUGUUCUGAGAGAUGGUGACAAUGCUACAAAUGACAUCUUCUAUUUCUCCAUCGAAGACAGCGGAGGCAACAAACUGAAGAACCAGCAGUACCGUCUGAACUGGGCUUGGAUCUCUCUGGAGAAGGAGCACUAUGUGGUGGAUGAAGAGGUCAAGUUUCUGGAGGUGGUGCUGAAACGUCGGGGCUACCUCGGGGAGACUUCCUUCGUUAGUAUUGGCACAAAGGAUGGCACCGCAGAGAAGGAUAAAGACUUCCGAGGGAAAUCUCAGAAACAGGUGCAGUUUAACCCGGGCCAGACCACAGCCACCUGGAAGGUGCGGAUCCUGUCAGAUAGCGAGCAUGAAGUGUCUGAGAGCUUCCAGAUCGUUCUGUCUGAGCCGGUGAUGGCAGCCAUUGAAUUCCCGCUGUUUGCUACUGUGGAGAUCCUGGACCCCGAUGAUGAGUCAACAGUGUUCAUCCCCUCAGCUGAAUACAACAUAGAGGAGGACAUUGGAGAGCUGCUGAUCCCGGUGCACAGGAGUGGAGAUGUCAGUCAGGAGCUCAUGGUCAUCUGCUGCACACAGCAAGUUUCGGCCACAGGCACCGUGCCCACCACCGUGCUGUCAUACUCUGAUUACAUCUCCAGGCCUGAGGACCAUCACAGCAUACUGCGCUUUGACAAAGGAGAGGUGGAGAAAUCCUGCCGGGUGGUGAUCAUUGAUGACUCUCUGUAUGAAGACGAGGAAAGCUUCAAUGUCACCCUCAGCAUGCCCAUGGGGGGCCGUCUGGGCUCAGAGUUCCCCGCAGCUAGAAUCACAAUCAUUCCCGAUAUGGAAGACGCUCCCAUCUUCUACUUUGGCAACACAGACUACCACGUGGAUGAGAGUGACGGCUACGUGGAGGUGCAGGUAUGGAGGACGGGGACGGAUCUUUCCAAAGGAGGAACCGUGACAGUGCGCUCCAGAAAGACAGAUCCCGUCUCUGCUGAGGCUGGUGUGGAUUACGUUGGGAUCAGCCGGAAUCUGGACUUUGCACCAGGGGUCACCAUGCAGACGUUCCGUGUGACCGUCCUGGAUGACCUGGGCCAGCCGGUGCUGGAGGGGCCCGAGAAGUUUGAAUUGGUACUCCGAAUGCCCAUGAACGGGAUCCUCGGGGAGCCAAGCAAGACUACCAUACUCAUCAAUGACUCAGUCUCAGACUUGCCAAAGGUGCAGUUCCGUGAUGCUGUGUAUGUGUGCAAUGAGAACUCAGGGCAGAUCUCAGCUACAGUAUACCGUAGUGGAGACAUCAGCUACAAGUCCACAGUGCGCUGUUACAGCAGACAGGGGACAGCCCAGGUCAUGAUGGACUUCAAUGAGAGGCCCAACACAGAUGAUUCCAUAAUCACCUUUUUACCAGGAGAGAUUGAAAAGAUUUGUGUACUGGUGCUAGUUGAUGAUACAGAACAUGAGGAGGAAGAAGAGCUACGCCUUGUGCUGGGAAGCCCCAAGAGUGAAUCUCCAUUUGGAGCAUCUAUUGGAAGUCAGAAUGAAACGCUCAUCAAGAUAAAAGACGAUGGAGACAAGGCGAUUAUUAGGUUUGGAGAGACCAAAUUCAGUGUGAAUGAGCCAAAGGAAAGUGGCCAAGUGUCUGUGGUGAGGAUCCCAGUGCUGCGUGUAGGAGACCACUCCAAGGUGUCUGUUGUCCGAGUUCACACCAAGGAUGGAUCUGCCACCUCUGGGGAGGACUACAAUCCCAUCUCUGAGGAAAUCGUGUUCAAACAGGGUAUCACUGAGCAAUAUGUGGAGGUGGAGAUUUUAUAUGAUAUUGUCAGAGAAAUGAGGGAAGCAUUCACUGUGCACCUGAAGCCUGAUGAAAACAUGGUAGCAGAGACAAAGAUGAGCAAAGCCAUAAUCUAUAUCGAGGAGACCAACAGUAUGGCGGAUGUAACCUUCCCCUCGGUGCCCAGAGUGGUUUCUCUGUUGCAUUACGACGACAUCGACAGGAGUAGGGACUCUUCACCUGUGGCCGGAUACCCCGUCAUUUGUGUGACUGCCUGUAACCCCAAGUUCCCAGACUAUGACAAAACAGGCUCCAUCUGUGUAAGCGAGAACAUCAACAACACCCUGACUCAUUAUCGUUGGCUGGUCAGCGCCCCCACCGGGUCAGAUGGCGUAACCAGCUCUAUGAGGGAAGUUGACUUCGAUACCUUCUUCACCUCGUCCAAGCUUAUCACUCUGGAUUCAGUCUAUUUUCAGGCUGGUUCCAGGGUGCAGUGCGCUGCCAGGGGCGUGAACUCUAACGGGGAUGAAGGUCUAGAGCUCAGUAGCCCCAUAGUGUCCAUCAGCAUGGAUGAUGGAAUGUGCCAGCCGCGUGUUGCCGGCACAGUGGGGGCCGAGCCCUUCUCGGCCAAGCUGCGAUACACUGGAAUGGAAGAAACAGAUCACCCAAAUCUCAUUAAACUGACUGUCACCAUGCCCCACAUUGAUGGUAUGUUGCCUGUAGUUUCCACCCGAGCCCUGUCUAACUUUGAGCUGACACUGAGCCCCGACGGUACCCGCGUUGGAAACCAUCGCUGCUCCAAUUUGUUGGACUACACUGAGGUCAAGACUCGCUACGGCUUCCUUAGUGAAGCCACUAAAAAUCCAGAAGUGAUCGGCGAGACGUCCUCCUACCAAUUCAGCCCUUCCCUCAGGGGAUCCAGUACACUACGAUUCUACAGAAACCUCAACCUGGAGGCUUGUCUGUGGGAGUUCACCAGCUACUACGACAUGUCUGAGCUGCUCAGCGACUGUGGAGGCACCAUUGGGACUGAUGGACAGGUGUUGAAUUUGGUCCAGUCCUAUGUGACUCUACGAGUCCCGCUCUACGUCUCCUAUGUCUUCCACUCCCCUGUUGGAGCAGGAGGAUGGCAGCACUUUGACUUGCAGUCAGAGAUGAAGCUCACGUUUGUGUACGACACUGCCAUCUUAUGGAGGGAUGGUAUCGGUAGCCCACCAGAAGCUGAACUACAAGGUGCCCUGUACCCAACCAGUAUGCGUAUAAAUGGACAGGGACGACUAGUAGUCAACUUCCGCACUGAGGCUCGAUUCAGAGGCCUGUUUGUUUUUGCACAUCCAGCUUCACCUCUAACCUCUAUGGUCAUGUGUCCGGACCACCCUGGUAUAACCUAUAACCUCAGUCUUGUGAGGAAUGAGCCGACCUACAAUCAGCCCAUCCAGCAGUGGACAUUUGUUUCUGAUUUUGCUGUGCGCGACUACUCUGGCACGUACACGUUGAAGCUCAUCCCCUGCACAUCUCCCCCGAACCUGGAGUAUAACAUCCCCCCUGUAUGCAACCCCAGAGAGCCCCUUACCUUCGACAUGGACAUCCGCUUCCAGCAGGUUAGCGACCCGGUGGCUGCUGAGUUCAGUCUGAACACACAGAUGAUCUUACUCUCAAAGCGGACGCUCUGGCUUUCCGACGGCUCCAUGGGCUUUGGACAGGAGAGUGAUACUGCCUUCUCCCAGGGUGAUACAAUUUACGGCCGAGUAAUGGUGGAUCCAGUGCAGAACUUGGGCGACUCCUUCAUCUGUAACAUAGAGAAAGUGUUCCUGUGUACUGGAGCUGAUGGAUAUGUCCCUAAAUACAACCCCGGCAACUUUGAGUUUGGCUGUCUGGCGGAUGCUCCCUCUCUUCUCUAUAGAUUCAAGAUAAUUGACAAGGCCCAGCCAGAGACCCAGGCCCGCUCAUUUGGUAAUGUAGCUUUCAACACCUUCCUUGCGGUGGAUGACCCCGGCGCUUUAGCUCUAGUGAGACAACCUGGGUCAGAUGGUUUCAGAAUAGAUUCCUCAGCUCUCUUCCAGGUGUCUGCAGGGAGGGAAUGGUUCAUUCACACCAUCUACACUAUCCGUUCUCGGAAUAACGCUAACCGUGGUAUAGGUAAGAGAAGCCUUGAGUACCAUGUAAUGAGCCAGCAAACAAGUCUACUUCCAAAGGGUCAACAUCGAGCAAGAAGAUCAGCCAACGAUGUGCCAGACGUAAUAGAAGACAUUGGUCAGAGUAACAACCGCGGCACCAACAUCCUCCACAUCGCGCUGGAUCGCAGCAGCCAGAAGAGGACGAGCCCAGAGAGAGAGAUCUUCACCAAAGGGAUCAUCCCACGUGAACUCAACCAGAAGGACAACAGUGAUGACGGACUAGUGUUGAUCAUUGGGGUCUUUGUGGGGCUGCUCCUCACGGUGCUCAUCAUUAUCGUCGUGGUGCUACUGGUGCGGUCCAAGCGAGUGAAGAAAGAUGUACCGAAGAAGUCCAGCAGCGCAGAGCCCAUGAUGACACAAGCCAUCAGUGACAGCUCAGAGGUCUAACAGACUGAUGAUAGAGAGUUACCGUUAAUAUUUUUCUUUUGCAAGUGCCUCACAUUUAGAUAAAAGAUUGAAGAUUGUGUGUGAAGCAACACAACAUACAAGAGCUUUGAUUCUAUUCAGAAAUCUACUUGAAAUACUGCAUCACUUCCACAACUGGGAAAUGGUUGGGACACUCACUUAGAGACGGACUUUGUUAGCGGCUGUUUUAAGGUUCUAAUGGAGUUUUCAGCACUCACUUAUUGAUUUGCUUUUUUAUGCCACGUGAUCCCAAAAAGGUGUUUUUACGUUUCCAAAGGUGCUACAGAAGAUGCCUCUUAACUUGGAUGGCAAUUGGUGUUUUACUGAGCAGGUCAAGAGAUGGUGGAUAUAACAAAUAAUGCAGUUGUUAACAGCAGGCUUUGUAUGUUUGAUUUUCUGCAUCAAGACACUGUCCACAGUCUGCUUACACUGGUUGAACCUGUCUGUUCUUAUAGAUAAUGAUUUGUCCUUAGAUUCAGUGCGUGCCUAAGAGAUCACAUCAUUAUGAGGUUUUAUGUUGUACGUUAUGAUUUGUCCUGUGUGAUGAUCAGUAAGACAUCAAAGUGAAAAACAAUGUUUCACAUGUGUUUGUUGUGUUCAUGAUUUAGCAUGCAUUUCAUUUUCUUUUGUUUUUUUAUCGUAAAAAUAAGUCAAAAUGCUGAUUUGAAUGGAGUUGUUGCAAAUGUGUCUACUGUAUUUCCAUUAGUGUGUUUUUUACACUGUAUCCCCUGAACAACAGUAUUUAUCAAUGGCCACAUUUUAACUCCCCUCUAAUAUUUAGUAUUAUCUUUAAAACUUGUAAUUGACACUAGGCACUAAAUCAAAAAGGAAAAGUAAAACUGUUAGAGUCUGUAGUAAUGAUUUGACUUUCAAGACAGCUGGUCUGCAACUAUAACUAUAAUAGCGGUUCCAGAUCCACUUUCUCCAACAGGAACCAUUUUCACUCUAAACUAUUACAUUUUUUUUUAAAUCCAUUUACACAACAACACAAUUAGUCAAUAUCCUUAAAGGGAAUUAAAUGUUUUACCUUGACUCAUCAUCAUACAUUCAGAACUGCUGUCCUCCCCCCUAUCAAUCACUUUGAAAUAUAUUUAUUUUGUGUGCUUGUCAUUUAGUGCAGAAACAAAUCAUAAUAUCCUUACCUCUCCCUUUAUGAUUUAGUUUGAACCUAUUAUUCUCAAAUUCUAAUUGUAAUGUAAUUCAGAUUUCAAUGUACAAUAAACAUAUACAGGUUAUGUAUACGUUUUAGUUUUCCAGAUGCAGGCACAGGAUUGCCAUAACACCUGAUUACCUCAUACUACUGUAUAUCCUUUGAUAGACUCUAAUCACUACUCUAUAAAAAGUUUAUUUGCAAUUUUAUUUUGAAAUUGAAUACAAUUCUAUGCAACCUGUGAAAUCAUACCUUCAUGAAAUGUUUACCCCAAGUAUGAUUAUUUUCAGUGCACAUUUUACAUUUGCUUACGUAUCUAGGUUUGACACUGUAUCAAUGUACUGCGGUUCUUUUAUUCCAUUCUAAUGCUUUGAGUGCGUCCUGAGUUUGUUUAUGCACAUGUAUGUAUAUACUUAUGUAUUACUUAUAAAUAUACCAUUUGGAUGUAUUGGGAAUGGUUACUGUUAACACAAAUGCAUACUGUAUGUGAUGUAAGUAUUUGUAACAUAGACCAGAAGCACAGCAUGGUCUGCAAAUAAAAUAAUUUUUCAAGAA